Fusarium poae is the source of this 693-nucleotide messenger RNA. RefSeq lists its product as uncharacterized. Gene Ontology annotation, cellular component: mitochondrion. Gene Ontology annotation, molecular function: protein-arginine omega-N symmetric methyltransferase activity. The transcript is spliced from 3 exons. The record is from RefSeq and is a predicted model, not a curated record. Bases 1 to 693 code for a protein of 230 amino acids. NCBI's taxonomy places the organism in Eukaryota, Fungi, Ascomycota, Sordariomycetes, Hypocreales, Nectriaceae. Gene Ontology annotation, biological process: mitochondrial respiratory chain complex I assembly.
AUGUUUAGAUCAUUGGGCAUAAGACCCUUUACAAGGCUUGCCAAUAACCGUUGUAUAUCGCGGCCAAACUUUGUCAAGUCCUGUGUUGCUAGAAACUUCUCAUCCGGUAUUGGUCGAUUUCAAAAAGAGACUGAAAUCCAAGAUGAAUUCGAGGGUGAGAGAAAGUGGUCUACGCCUUUGGCUAAACAGCUCUUUGCUGCCAUCUCAACGACAGGGCCUGUUCCAUUGGCAAGCUACAUGCGAAUGUGCUUAACUGGUGAUAUUGGAGGCUACUAUACUGGAGCCAUCGAAGAAGGUCGAGAUCAGUUUGGAACAAAGGGUGACUUUGUCACUUCACCAGAAAUCUCACAGAUCUUUGGUGAACUCAUCGGUAUUUGGUUCAUCGCCGAGUGGAUGAGCCAGGGUCGACCAAAGCAGGGAGUUCAGAUUAUCGAGGUUGGACCUGGUCGCGGUACUCUGAUGGAUGAUAUGCUUCGAACAAUCCAACGAUUCCCUGCUAUGGCUAACAGCAUCGACGCUGUCUACAUGGUUGAGGCCAGUCGUGAGCUCCGAAAGGCUCAAAAGGAACUUCUGUGCGGACCUGACGCCUCUUCAUCUGAGUUAGAAUCUGGUUUCCGCAGUUCUAGCAAGUACAAUGGCAAGAAGAUUGUCUGGACAGAUAACAUCAAGUCAAUCCCAUACGGUAAGCAAUAG